CCAUGGCGGAGGAGGUGUGGGUGGGCACCUGGAGGCCCCAUCGCCCCCGGGGGCCCAUCAUGGCCCUCUACAGCAGCCCUGGACCCAAGUACCUGAUUCCACCCACCACGGGCUUCGUGAAGCACACGCCCACCAAGCUGCGUGCACCGGCCUACAGCUUCCGAGGGGCCCCCAUGCUCCUGGCAGAGAACUGCUCCCCAGGGCCCCGCUACAGUGUGAACCCCAAGAUACUGAGGACCGGCAAGGACCUCGGCCCUGCCUUCUCCAUCCUGGGGCGCUACCACACCAAGACCAUGCUGAGCCCUGGCCCGGGUGACUACUUUCCAGAGAAAUCCACCAAGCAUGUGUUCGACUCUGCACCCAGCCACUCCAUCUCUGCCCGAACCAAGACCUUCCGAGUGGACAGCACCCCAGGCCCCGCCGCGUACAUGCUGCCCGUCGUGAUGGGGCCCCACACCGUCGGCAAGGUCUCCCAGCCCUCCUUCUCCAUCAAGGGCCGCAGCAAGCUGGGCAGCUUCAGUGAUGACCUGCACAAGACCCCAGGCCCCGCAGCCUACCGCCAGACGGACGUGCAGGUGACCAAGUUCAAGGCUCCACAGUACACCAUGGCUGCCCGGGUGGAGCCCCCCAGGGACAAGACCCUCAAGCCAGGACCCGGAGCCCACAGCCCUGAGAAGGUGACCCUGACCAAGCCCUGUGCCCCCAUCGUCACCUUCGGCAUCAAACACUCCGACUACAUGACGCCGCUGGUUGUGGAUGUGGAAUAG
Molecule: messenger RNA, 767 nt
Organism: Propithecus coquereli (Coquerel's sifaka)
Lineage: Eukaryota; Metazoa; Chordata; Mammalia; Primates; Indriidae
Gene: CIMAP1A
Product: outer dense fiber of sperm tails 3
Exons: 6
Coding region: 3-767 (254 amino acids)
Cellular component (GO): outer dense fiber; cytoskeleton
Source: RefSeq, a predicted model, not a curated record